AUGGAAGAAGCAGAAAACCCAACAAAAAAUGGGUCUGCCACAAGCAAUGUUACUUAUGGCCUAUUCUCCAGGCUAUCAUCUUCACAAUCCUGGCACUCUUCAAAGAUCGAAACCAAUUCUGUGGUGGACAUUAUCAUGACAACAGUAAAUGGGGCAUCACAAACUAUAUAUCACACUACGGCAGCCAUGAAACAGAUGAGGGAUAGCUUGGGAGACACUAGUGGAACUGUUCAGGCUUCUCGAUUUCUUACGGAUACGUCUCGAAGAUUGGAUGUUGAAGCCGGCGAUAUCGCGAGGCAGGCGAGAGAAAACAGACGGUUGAUCGAUAGGGGUCUCGAGAUUGUGUUUAUAGUAACCACGGUGACUAUUUCCUUGAACCUGGUAGCUGUUAUUGCUUUGUCAGUGACUGGAAUUCUGAGAAUUCGACAAGCACUUUACUGGCUAAUUGGGAUAUGUUGGAUCAUGACCUUUCUAUGCUGGUUGUUCUUUGGAAUUUAUUUCUUCUUGGAAAAGUUUUCAGGUGACACAUGCAGAGCUCUUGAAAACUUCCAAGAAAAUCCAUACAACAAUACUUUGAGUUCAAUCCUCUCUUGUGAUGAAUUGCUGUCAGCAGAAUCAGUCCUCUCUGAUGUUAGUGCUGGGAUAUACAACCUUGUUAAUGAGGUAAUUAUAUCUCAUUUGUUGCUUUAG
Molecule: messenger RNA, 690 nt
Organism: Hibiscus syriacus
Lineage: Eukaryota; Viridiplantae; Streptophyta; Magnoliopsida; Malvales; Malvaceae
Exons: 7
Coding region: 1-690 (229 amino acids)
Cellular component (GO): membrane
Source: RefSeq, a predicted model, not a curated record